This is a messenger RNA of Photinus pyralis (common eastern firefly), 1923 nucleotides long. Its product is annotated as organic cation transporter protein-like. Gene Ontology annotation, molecular function: transmembrane transporter activity. NCBI's taxonomy places the organism in Eukaryota, Metazoa, Arthropoda, Insecta, Coleoptera, Lampyridae. The record is from RefSeq and is a predicted model, not a curated record. The coding region runs from base 71 to 1735 and encodes 554 amino acids. The transcript is spliced from 8 exons. Gene Ontology annotation, biological process: transmembrane transport. Gene Ontology annotation, cellular component: membrane.
ACUUUAUGAGAAAUCAUUCCUUUAGUUACGGCUAAACGAGAACGAACGUAUGUACAUACUGCUGUAGUGUAUGGUAACUCCCAAAAUGCAAAUCAAAAACGAUCGCAUUGAGAAAAACAUUGACAAGGAAAAUGGCAAAAUAAACAUUGAAAAGAAAACAUAUGGAACUAAUGAUAAUGACGUCGAUGUGACCUCUCGUAUUUCCAACACCGGAGAUGUUUUGGAUAACACCAUUGGAGAAUUCGGACGGUGGCAGUGCCAGAUAUCCAUCAUGAUGUCCUUACUUCUGCUGCCCUUGGCAUGGAUUCAAUUGGGAAUGGUGUUUUUAGCACCACCAACUGAAUUCACUUGCAAGCAACCCAUUCUACCCGAUGCCAUAAUUGAAAAAUGGCCCCACAUCAUGAGCGGUAGUGACAUGAAACCAGGUUCGUGCCUAAUUAAAGAUCCUACAUCUAAGAAAGGCGACUCUAUGAUUCCGUGUCCCUGGGGUUUUGAAUACAGCGAUUCGAUAACAAAUUCGAGUAUUAUAACCGAAUGGGAUUUGGUUUGUGAACGCGAACCUCUAUUGAAUCUCGCACAGUUGGCGAUGCUGUUCGGAGUAAUGAGCGGUGGACUUCUGUUUGGAGCCGCUGCGGAUAAAUUGGGACGCAAACCAGUACUUUCCAUAUCAAUCUUUUUGCAAACCAUAUUUGGGUUAAUAUCAGCCGUUAUUCCGUGGUUUUACGGCUUCGUAACCUCCCAAUUCCUCUUGGCGUUUGCAAAUGGAGGCACAAUGGUGACUUCGUUCGUAAUCUGCAUGGAGAUUGUCGGAUGCCAAUGGAGAACCAUCACUCCCAUUUUAUACCAUAUUUCGGCUGGUAUCGGAAGCGCUAUACUGGCUGCGAUUGCAUACUACGUAAGAGAUUGGAGACAGUUACAAUUGGCGCUUGGAAUAUUGGGCGCUAUGUUUAUCAUUUAUAUUUGGACCGCAAGCGAAUCACCUCGUUGGCUUUUGGCAGUUGGAAGAAGACGAGAGGCAACGGCGAUCCUAGACAAGGCGACAGAAAGUAACGGUACAAAUAAGACUUCGAUCAUAAAGAUUCUGGAGGAAUGGAGCCGUCUUAAUGAAGAGAAGAACACGCAAGUUGGCCUAUUGGCUUUCGUUACUAAUUCUGAGCUGUUGAAACGCAUCUUUUUGCUGGGUGUCAAUUGCUUGAUUUCCGAUUUGUGCUUUUAUGGAUUCUCUCAGCACAUUGGACAGUUCUUCGAUAGCAUCUAUAUGUCCGUUGCGUUACAAGGACUGUUAUACUCGAUCAGUGGAAUUGUUGCGAUUGUUGUUGUAAACAGAAAUGGUAGACGUCAAAGUAUUGCUAUAUCAAGCUGCUUCACUGGACUAUGCUUUUUCGCACUUCUAUUCGUGUCACCUAAUGAUUGGGUUAAUGUCUUAUUCGCCAUGACUGGUUUGAUUGGUAUGGCUGUAUCGCAUCCAGUGUUGUAUCUUCUUAGUGGAGAGCUAUUCCCGACUACAAUAAGGGCAUCUGCUGUAGGCAUUUGCAUAACGUUUAGUAAAGUAGGCGCGCUAUUGGCCUCUACUGUUCUUUAUACAGGUGAAGCUGGGUGGUACAUACCGUUGAUAAUCUUUGGUUGUUUAUCAUUCUUUCAAAUCUUACUGACUGUUCCUUUGCCAGAAACCAACAACUUUGAUUUGCCGGAAGACCUGGAGGAAAUCAGGGCAGAGAGAAAGUCAGUCGCAUAAACUGUUUUAUCUGCAUUUAUAAUUUUUUAUUUUGUCAUAUUUUAAAGGGACAGCUAUUACGAUUGGUGCGAUAUGAUGUAGGUAUGUUGAGUCAAUGGUGCUUUUAAAUUUACAUUUCUCGAAUGACUUAUUAAGACUUUGUAAAAUUAAUAAUGUGUAAUACUGUGUAAUAAAUUGCAUGUGUUUUA